This is a messenger RNA of Prunus avium (sweet cherry), 5514 nucleotides long. Lineage: Eukaryota; Viridiplantae; Streptophyta; Magnoliopsida; Rosales; Rosaceae. The record is from RefSeq and is a predicted model, not a curated record.
UUUAACAAAGUUUGGGUUUGGUUGGUGGAAAAACAAUAAUUGAGUGCCUUUGAUUUGAUAUAAUAUAUAGCUCCUGUGUCUUCAUUAUUACCACCCUCACUGAUUAAGUGUCUCCUUCCUUCGCAUGCACUUUCAGUUUCUUGCAGCAACCUUCAGUUUCUUCAUUGCAGCAACCAGCUUUUGCUUAGAUAUAUUUCUUUACUUUCCUAAUUAAAAAUCCAAUCAAAAAAACGAAAAACAAAAAAAAAGUAUUGCCUUCAGAUAUUCUGGUUUUCGUUUCACACCCUCGAUUUCGUUCUGUUAUCAUCACCUUCGUUUGCUUUUACUUUCAAAGGAAAAAAAAAAAAAAAGUAGUGGCAGUUCAGCUUUGUCUCGUUUGAAGGGAACUGAUCUCAUUCAUAACCAAAAGAAAAGAGAGAGGUAUAAGUUUCUUCAUUGCAGGCUAUGUAGUCCCAGUUCUAUAAGCGAAAGGAAUUUGAAGAGCCGUUGGCCACAUUCAUUACCAAAAGCGCAAAAGGUAUAAGAUACAAGGGUCUCAUUCCAAAGCCAAAACAAAAAGAACCAUGGAGAUCCUCACUGGAAUUAUUUCUAAAAUAAUCGAGUACACAGUUGAACCAGUUGGGCGGCAAGUGGGUUAUCUAAUUCACUAUAAAAGAAACUUUGAAAAUCUGAGGAGCCAAUUGGAGAACUUAGAUGCUGCUAAAGACAGGAUGAAGCAUAUGGUUGAUGAAGAUGAAAGAAAAGGUAAAAAAGUUUAUACUCACGUCCAGAAAUGGCUGACAGAACCGAAUGAGAUGAUUCAAGAGGCAAAUAAAUUAUUGGAAGACGAAGAUCAUGCAAAGACAAAGUGUUUCCGUGGAGUGUGUCCUAAUCUGGUUUCCUAUCAUCAGCUUAGUAGGAAAUCAGCAAAAUUGGCAGAAAAGAUUAAAGAACAUGCAGAAAAAACUUUUCCCACUCUUUCUUAUAAUGCUCCCCUAGAGGAGAUAUGUGCCACGCCCUCUCAAAACUACAUGGCCUUUGAAUCAAGGAAUUCAAUUGUGGAGGAAAUCAUGGAGGGACUGAAACAUCCUGAUAUCAACAUGAUUGGGGUGUACGGAUUGAGUGGUGUUGGGAAGACCACACUCGCCCAAGAAGUUUAUAGACAAGCUACAAAAGAGAACUUAUUUGAUGAGGUGGUUAUAGUCUUGGAUGUGAAAAAGUAUCCAGACUUGGAAAAAAAGGAAAGAAUUCAAAAAAAAAUUGUUGAAAAGUUAGGUAUGGAUGUUGAUGAAACUCAUGAUAUAGACGCGAGAGCGAAGCAUCUAUGGAAUAGAAUAAAAGACAAGAACAUUUUUGUAAUUUUAGAUGAUAUCUGGGAAGCAAUUGAUUUGGAGGCUUUGGGACUUCGCCCAAUGUCGACUUGCAAAAUAUUGUUGACAUCUAGAAAACGAGUCUCUGAGAUGAAUAUGGAAAAAGAGUUUCGGCUUGAAGUUUUAGACAUGAAAGAAAGGUGGAGAUUAUUUGAGAAGAUGGCAGGUGACAUUGUUGAAGAUGACCGUAUACAUGAAGUAGCAACUUUAAUAGCCAAAAAAUGUGGAGGUUUGCCGGUUUCAGUUGUUGCAGUUGCAGGGUCUCUAAGAUCAGCCACUACUUUAGAGGAAUGGAGAGAUGCCUUGAGGGACUUCAAAAGUUUUGACGAACAUGGACGGACAAAAUCAGCCUACUUGGCUUUAGAAUGGAGUUACAAUCGAUUGGAUGGCGACGAGCUUAAGCCAUUGUUCUUACUGUGUGGAAUUAUUGCAGGGAGUACCUGUACAAUUUUUCUCAAUGACUUGUUGAAAUAUGCUAUGGGUUUGAGUUUGGUGAAACAUGUUGGUACAGUGGAAGAGGCACGGGAUAAAUUGAUUUCACUAGCUACAAAACUUACUAAAGAUUAUUGUCUGUUGCUAGACAUUGAUGAUGAUGGAGAUAUUAGAAUGCAUGAGCUUGUGCGAGAUGUUGCUAUGGAGAUUGCAUCCAAAGAUAAUCACGCCAUUGCAAAAGCAUAUGGAGAUGAGCUGAAAGAAUGGCCAGAUAGGAAUUCCCUUAAAAAAUGCACUGCGAUCUCCUUAAAAUCUUGCAAGAUCCCCAGACUUCCUGAAGAACCUUGGGUAUGCCCAGAAUUGAGAUUUUUUGUCUUGGAAAAUCAUAAUAUUGAUGACCCCUUGGAAAUCCCAGACAAGUAUUUUGAAGGGAUGAAGGAACUCAAAGUGUUGGAUGUAACCAAAAUGCGUAUUCAGUCACUGCCUCCAUCUCUUAAAUCCCUAACAAAUCUUCAAACUUUAUGUUUAGAUGGGUGCGUGUUGGGGGACAUAGCUCUAGUUGGACAGCUAACAAACUUGAAAAUUCUCAGCCUUUUAAAAUCUGAGGUGAGAGAGUUGCCCGAAGAAAUAGGACAAUUGACCCGUCUACAAUUGUUGGAUUUGACUGGUUGCUCUGAACUUGUACUGAUCCCAGCUGGCGUAAUAUCAAGCUUGACAAGUCUAGAAGACUUGAGAAUGGGAAGCUUUAAGCAAUGGGAAGGUGAAGGUAGAAGAAGAAAUGCUAGUGUGUCAGAGCUGAAGCACUUGUCUAAACUAACAGCAUUAGAGAUACAAAUUCUAGAUGCUAAGCUUCUUCCAGCAAACAUGUUCUCGGAUACAAGGUUAGAAAGAUACACCAUACUUAUUGGUGAUUGUUGGCUAUAUCCUAAAAAUUACAGUGCCUCCUCUAACAUGUUAAAACUCAAGCUCACUACAAACAGUCAAUUCGACCAAGAUAUAAAAUUGCUGCUAAAGAGAUGUGAACAUUUGGAGUUGGAUGGAAUGGUGGCUGCAAAUAUUAUUUCCUAUAUAUUAGCAAGUGACAGUGGUAAACAACUGAAGAAACUCCAUGUCCAAAACAAUGAUGAAGUUACAGCUGUCAUUAACUCUAGUCAUGCCUUCCCCAUUUUGGAGUCACUAUCUCUUGACAACCUUGUUAAUUUGGAAACUGUAUGUUGUGGCCAACUCAUAGAUCAGCCUUUUCGAAAGUUACGAUCUUUGACUUUGCGGAAUCUGCCAAAGCUUAUUGGUUUCUCCUCCAAUGGCAGCAGGCCAGUUGUAACUACAGAGGCCGAAGAAAUCAUUUCGGAGAAUGAAAUUGGUGGACCCACGAAAGUUUUCAUGGAUGGGGAGGUAGGAUUUCCUGGCUUGGAGAGUUUGAUCUUCUAUGACCUACCUGCAUUGAGGACAAUAUGGCACGACAGACUUGCCCCAAACUCCUUCUGCAAGCUGAGGAAUGUUGAAGUUUCGGGAUGCGACACUCUAAUUAAUAUCUUUCCGCCAAGUAUGAUGGGAAGAUUGAAUGCUCUAGGCAUAUUAAUGAUAAAGCAAUGCAAAUCAUUACAAGUAGUAUUUGACUUUAAAGAAGCAUUCGACACAUCGAGGACUCAGUUGAAAACUUUUGAGUGCCCAAAUCUGGGUUUUGUUGUGAUGGAUUCGUGUGAGAGUUUGAAAAAUAUCUUUCCAGCCUCAGUGGCCAAAGGUCUUCAGCAGUUAAGGGAGUUGAUUGUGUGGAAUUGUGGAAUAUUGGAGGAAAUUGUUUCCAAGGAAGGAGUAGAAACGACACCUGAGUUUGAGUUUCCUAAACUAACAACUCUAAUAUUUUGGACUCUACCCCAACUAAGGAGUUUCUAUCCGGGACUUCAUGUUUCCAAGUGGCCAUUACUCAAAGAAAAUAAAGAUAGGAACUCCAAGGAGAAUCUUGAGACUGUUAUACCACACUUUCUUUUUGAUGAAAAGGUAGGAUUUCCUAGCUUGGAGAGAUUGAGUGUGGAGAAUUGUGGAAUAUUGGAGGAAAUUGUUGCCAAGGAAGGAGUAGAAACGACACCAACAGAGGAGUUUGUGUUUCCUAAUGUAACACUUGCGAAAUUUCAACAUCUACCCCAACUGAGGAGUUUCUAUCCAGGGCUGCAUAUUUCCAAGUGGCCAUUACUCGAAGACUUGAGAUUCUUUGAAUGUGGAAAAGUGGAGUUUUUUGCUUCCGAAUAUUCAAGAUUCCAAGAAAGACUUGAUUCGGGCCUUGUCUGUACACCAAUCAAACAGCCUUUCUUGUUAGUUGACAAGGAUAAUCCAUUCCCCAAGUUGAAAAAGUUGGGUUUGGACGAGAACAAGGAGAUUUGGUAUGAAGCGCAUAGUCCACUCCCAGCAGAGUUGUUUAGAAAUCUAAAAAUUUUAAGAUUUUCUUGUGUACACCCCAACUCAUUUGCUUUCGUCCAAAAAUUACGUAGUCUUGAAGAGCUCAUUGUUAUUGGUGGUCCAUGGAAAGAAAUAUUUGUGUAUGAAGGAAUUAGUAGCGGGGAAAUAGAUGCAGUUGGGAGGACCUUCCCACACAUAAAGAAUUUGGGUCUCAUCAGAAUGCAGGAGCUGAUGCAUCUGGGGAAUGACGACUGCAAAUUAAUUUUUCCAAACUUGGAAAUUCUAAAGGUGUGGCAAUGUGGCAGAUUAAAGAAUCUAACUUCAUCCGCAAUAUCCUUUCGGAAUCUAACCACUUUAGAAGUAGGAGGUUGUGAGGGACUGAAAUACUUAACAACUUAUUCGGUGGCUAAAUGCUUACACCAACUCACAGGGUUGGUAGUUUUGGAUUGUAAAAGCAUGAUAGAGCUAGUGGCAAGCAACGGAGAUGAACAAGAUUCAGGAAAUGAUUACGAGAUUGCUUUCAGUUCCUUGCAACAUUUGAAACUUUCUGAUCUACCAAUUCUGCGAGGCUUUUGCUCAUCAGAAAUUUUCACUAUCAGGGUCCCAUCAUUAAACUCCUUAAUCGUCGAGAAAUGCCCGAUCCAGUUGAAGAUUUCCCCCGAUAAGUCACUGAUCCAAAGUAUUUCAAGACCAGAAAGACAGCAAAUAACAGAGGAAGUGGAAGAAAAAGAAGAAGAAGAUGAUGACAAUGAAGCGGGAAGCAGCUACAUAUUCCACUCCUUACUCCAUAGUUUGCUCCGCACCCAGCUGUAAGUAUAUACAGGUACGAUUCAACAAGUACGUAGUGGGUACCAUUCAAUAAAUACCCAGCUGUUUCUGCCCUUGCCGUCCUUGCCGAUCUGAUCAAUGUUAACUUUUGAUAUAAGCUUGCAAGCGGCCGCCUCAAGACACAAGCCCAAGAAUUUGGAAAUUGUUGUGUGAUUUGUGUUGGCAUUCAGGCAUUCCAAUUCCUAUUGGCUUGUGUUGCCAUGUCUAUAACUGCUUUGUGAUACAAGUGUGAUUUAUAUCGUAGCUCUGUUGGUUUUGGGACCUCUCUAGUCUCUACUUUACACUUUACGGAUUCGUUAGUCUCUCAGCUGUGUCUGCUAUUGUGUUGGUUGCAAAUGGAGUCUUCAUCAGUUACCUCCUUCGUUAAUUUUGGUUUUUCCCGCUAUGUUCCGUUGCAUUGGUGCGUGCACCUAGUGAUUGGGAAAUGCUUACUCUGUGAUUUGUGCAAUUCAAUAAAUUGUAAUCAAACUCAUAAAUCUUGGUAUUUCUUCCAGUACUCUGCUCUUUUACA